Messenger RNA from Adineta ricciae, 1302 nucleotides. The record is from the annotation of a GenBank genome assembly. Lineage: Eukaryota; Metazoa; Rotifera; Eurotatoria; Adinetida; Adinetidae.
AUGGCUACUGAUACGCAAACACCCAUUGUACAAAUUCGAUGCAUACCAGAUAAUUCAUAUGCUCUUGUUGGUGUUCUCAACACAAAAAAGGUACGUUUUGACAUCGAAACGAAAAGUAAGGACGAAUCAGAUCAACGAACACCGCUCAAUCUCGCACUCAUUCUCGAUCGAAGUGGAUCGAUGGAAUCGGAUGACAAGUUAACUUUCGCAAAGAAAGCUGUUAUUUCAGUGCUGAAUCUUUUACACGACGAUGACAUUGUUCAUCUUGUUGCGUAUGACAGCGAUGUGUCGAUCGUCUUCGAAAAUGCUCGUGCAUCUACUCGCGAAUAUCUAUAUGCGCUUGUCAACAAUAUUCAAACUGCCGGAUCGACAAAUAUGUCAGGUGGACUCGAAGUUGGCGCUGGCCUUCUCGAAAAGUAUGUGUACAAUGGAUUUUCGCGCCGCAUGUUUCUCUUUUCUGAUGGCCAAGCCAACGUUGGAUUGAGAACACGAGCCGAAUUGACAAGUCUUGUUGCUAAGUAUAACAACAACGGUAUCAUCACUGAUUCAUUUGGCAUCGGUGCUGAUUUCGAUGCUGAAAUUAUGAAAGGUAUUGCUGAUGCUGGUGGAUCACGAUUCUUUUUUCUUGAAUCAGCUCAAGUUAUCGAACCACUCGUGACAAAAGCUCUCGUCAGUGUAUUUGGCGUUUGUGGUUCACAAACUCGUUUAAUUGUCCGUGGCAAGAAUGGAUCAGUAGUGACAAAGAUCUGGGGUCAUAAUGAUAUUGUCGCCGGUGCAAGUCUUGGUGAUUUGCAUUCGAACAAUCUUCGAUCAGUUCUUUGUGAAUUCACCACUGCUGCUGCUGCUAACACCGGCAAUGGGCAAGAAGUUGAAUCACUUGCUUACGAACUUCGAUAUCUUCGACCAGAUGACCUAAAUGGUGAACCUAUGAGUAUCAAAAAUACUUUAUCAUUGAAGUUCGUGGAAGAUGAAUCACUCGUUGCAAAUGUUGAUCCUCAUGUGCAAACGAUGUAUGCAACCCAGCGGGCUGCUGAUAUGGAUAUUGAGAUCGCUGAAUUAGCGAAGAAUGGUAAACGAAAGGAAGCAGCUGAAAUUGUCAGUGCUCAAUUGCAGAUGCUUCGAGAAGCGGAGAAAUACGAUAACGAACGUGGAAUGAUCGGAUUACAAAUUCGUUUGGCAGAAAAUAUGCAAAACAAACUAAACGAUGAAAACGUCGCCAAUGAUCUUGUUUGGCAAGGAUAUUCUCAUCAAGGCUACUUGAAACGACAAUGUUCAGAAGAAUGUAUGGCCAUGUAUGAUUAA